ACGACGCAUAAAGAUGAAGACGAUGGAGGAGAAGUGAGCUAACGGAGAGACUGAAUAAAAAGAGAGAAAGGACCGCGUUUAACACCGGAAAGGCGACGGCUGCGCGAUUAUGAGGGGCCGAGGAGCGACGAGGAGGUCGCCCUGUUCCACCUGGACAGAAGUUUUGUAUUUUAUCCUCUCACUGCAAUCAAGAUGUUCUGUUGAUUUUUCUGUGAAGCUGCUGCAGUGGUCCGAAAAAGAAAAAGUCAGACUGCAGCUGUGGGACAUCGCAGGUCAGGAGCGUUUCAUAUCCAUGACCAGGAUCUAUUAUAGAGGCGCGCUGGGCUGCGUCGUGAUGUUUGACGUCACCAGUUCGUCCAGCUUCCUGAAUUGUUGCCAUUGGAAACGAGACCUCGACAACAAGGCCAUGCUGCCUAACGGAGACUCCAUCCCCUGCAUCCUGCUGGCCAACAAGUGUGACCUGUCUCAGCGGGUCGUGUCAGCAGACAGCAUCGACAGGUUCAGUAAGGCCAACGGCUUCGUCACGUGGAUGGAGAUUUCGGUCAAAGAGAACAAGAACAUCGGAGAGGCUAUGAGGAGAUUGGUGCGGGAGAUUUUGUCGGUUCAGUCCAGUCUGGACCCGCUCCAGCCUGGACCCCCAUACUGCGUUUCCCCUCAGCCGGACUCAGAGUGCAACAGAGGAGGAGCAGGCUGCUGCUGAGUCACAGGGACGAGCAAACACAGCCAGGACCUGCUCAGCAGGUCAGAGGACCCCCUGAGCAAGGCACUUCACCCUCAGGUACUACGUGAGGCUGUCCGCCAGUGGACGAGGACGAAGAAGCACGAGGAGGCGGCUAGCAGACACUCUGAUGUUGAUGUAACGAGGUGCCGAUCAGUCGCCCUGAACAGAGCGAUGGUGUUCAUGUGUGUCUGCACGGAUCUAAAAUGACCCUGCUGUAAAUGUGCUCAAGGUCUUAGAAUUUCUGGAAAAGUUGUAAAAUUAGAAAAGUUAUUCUCCAGGCCUGGAAAUGGUUUAGAAUUAAUUAGGGAUGUCCCAAUCCAGUUUUUUUGCCCCUGAUCACAAUCUGAGUCAUCCAAUACUUGUAUUUGCCUGGAUAAUAUGUACACACACUUUAACACUUUAGAAAAAUAUGUCUGCAUCCAAACUGUUCCCUAAGGUUAUUUUAUUUUAUUUUUAUAAAUAAACACCAAGUAAACAAA
Plectropomus leopardus (leopard coralgrouper) is the source of this 1200-nucleotide messenger RNA. The record is from RefSeq and is a predicted model, not a curated record. NCBI's taxonomy places the organism in Eukaryota, Metazoa, Chordata, Actinopteri, Perciformes, Serranidae.